AUGUGCCCAAUAGAUCUCCCUGCUGAGUUGGUUCUGUAUAUCGUUGACUGCUUGAUACCCCCUAACCCGCCGGUCGUGUUUCCUCGUCGGCAUGUGAUCACUCGUACGCUUCUCAGCUUGACGCUGGUCUGCAAGCUGGUCUCUCGAACUGCGAAGCAACUCCUGAUCAAACACUGUCUCCAAAUCGAUUCUGGUGGUUUACUAGACUGCUUCCUACAGCGGACCGCCCCGUCUGGGAGUGGAGGCCAGGCGCCUCACCUGCCCGUAUCAGUUGGACUCUUUCUGUCUCCAUUUCCGGUAGAUAACCUCAAUAUCCCGUCCACUGUAUACCAGGUAGAUCGCCUGUCGAGCAUGUUAUGCAGAAAUCUCACACGGCUCGUCAUUGACAUGCCGCUCCGAUAUUUAUACCCCGAGGAUGAUCACGAGCAAGUACGCCCAGCCCUCCGCGCAGCGUUCGCUCGCAUGACAAAGCUCGUAGAGUUCUGCUCCGUGAAGGACGAGCUCUAUCUGAGCACGGUUGAAGGAAGACAGGAGCCGGCGGUCUGGUCCUUUUGGCCGCGCCUGCAGCGCCUAGCGCUGUACAACGUGGCGGUCGACUCCAGCCAGUUCAUCGACGGCCUCCGCCAAUGCUCGAACUUGACUCACCUAGUCCUUGUCCGACCCGACGGCCUAAGUGAGGAGGUCCCCUCGGAGCACAUGGAUUCGGGAUUCCUGUCGUCGCUUCAGCGCCUUAUCAUAGUCAAUACUGCGGCAGAUUUCUUACAGAGCAUGCCUUUUGACCAGAAAAUGUGGGAAGAGUCCUUUGUUGGCCGGCUACAUGCGCUGCGAAGUCCAGGGGAUGUGGAUGCGGACAGUGACUCAGAGACGGGGUCCGUUGCCAGCUACCUUUCCCUGCGGGUGCCGUUUGGGAGAGACGAUGAUGAUAUUGAGAUAUGCCAGGAGUGGCUCUCUGCACAGGCGAUGAGUGGUGCUCUAUGGGGGACAUCGGAUAAUCAUCCAGCCCCUCUUUACUCGAUCAUAACCAACAGAGUGCCAAACAUGGCCCACCGGGAACCUGAAUUUUGGAACAUGGACACGACAUGGACCUGCAAUGUCUGCUCUGCCGCUUUCCAACGGACAGACCAUCUUAAGCGUCAUUCAACAACACACAGGGCAGAAAGACCUUUUGUUUGCGAAUUUUGUGGUUCUUUAUACAAGCGAGGACACGCAUGUGAUUGCUGCGCACGACUGAAGAAGUCAUGCUCAGGAGGUCAACCUUGCUCAGAGUGUGAUUCACGAAAGAGGCCAUGUUCAUAUGAGCGGCUGGGAAAAAGGGACGGUCUGAAGAUGGAGUCUCAUUCUAGAUCUCCACUCCGUGAGUGGGGAGGGGAAUCGGCCGCUGGUCAUGAUAUGGAUCGGCUUCUGGAUUAUGGAGCCCUCGAUCUUCAACCUGCACUCGAGCCGGCACGAUCUACGUGGGAUCUUGGUCCUCAGAAUUUCUAUGCUUCAGCGGACGUCUGUUAUAAAGCCUAUGGUCGACUUUCCUAG
Molecule: messenger RNA, 1527 nt
Organism: Aspergillus versicolor CBS 583.65
Lineage: Eukaryota; Fungi; Ascomycota; Eurotiomycetes; Eurotiales; Aspergillaceae
Product: Zn(II)2Cys6 transcription factor domain-containing protein
Exons: 4
Coding region: 1-1527 (508 amino acids)
Biological process (GO): regulation of transcription by RNA polymerase II
Cellular component (GO): nucleus
Molecular function (GO): DNA-binding transcription factor activity, RNA polymerase II-specific; zinc ion binding; RNA polymerase II transcription regulatory region sequence-specific DNA binding
Source: RefSeq, a predicted model, not a curated record